GCUGAGGCCGCGGCGUGCAGGCAGCAUGUAUGGUUUUGUUAUUUCGCUUUGUGUGUUACCCGUUUUGUAAGAGUUGUAGAUUUACUUUUGUCGCUUAAACGGAAGAACACUCAAGCCGCAUUGGUUUUAUUAACAUUAGCUAACGUCAGCUAACGUAAGCUGUCCAGGUGUAUGAAUGACUUUUUUGUCAGCGCAGGCCUGACUCUGUUUGGCUAACUAACAUGGUAAUGAGCUCGCCAUUGCGAUGCUAAAGUUUUUGUUGCAUGUAUCCCCGCAACCACUCGGCCCACCUGUAACCAACUGUGUUUGUCGAUUGAAGAAAAACAUGAAGAAGUCCGUGUGAGUGUUUGAGUGAAAGUGCACCAGUGACGAGGAGGGUCUUUUAAGUGAUCAGUCACACCUCUGGAACACUGACAUAAUGGAAUGUGCAGUGGACAUUCCUUCAGGUGAGGAUGAGGCACUUGACAGAGAUGAAGUGAAUGCCAAGGAAGGGAACGAGACACUACAUAAGAAAAACAAGAAGCACAGAAAACACAAGAGCAAGAAGAAGAGGAGGAGGAGGAAGGGCGAGAAGGAGAGCAGUUCUGAGUCUGGUGCCGAGUCUGAUGUAGAACCACCACCUCCACCAAGACCUGUCAGGACCACUAGAGCCAGUGCCAGACUUGCAGCAGCUUCUGCGACUGGAGACCAAGCCGAACCUAAGGAGGAGGCCAAAAGGGAUGGGAUCACAGAUCGUGUUGAAACAGAGGGAGAUGCAAAAUCCAAGAAACACAAAAGGCACGCUGCCAAGAAGAAGAAAAAGAAGAGGAAGAAAGAUGAAAAGCAAGACAAAAAAUCUCCGUCUCGUUCCCCUUCUGAAAGCAGCUCAGCCUCUGGCUCUGACUCCGAGGGAGAAGGAGGGAAAGGAUCUGGGGAUUGCAAAUAUUCUUCAGCAGCAGCACCUGACUUGCAAGAACCAGUGUCUAAACUGAUGCCCAAAAGCAAACGAGGGGAGGAGAAGGUGGCUCCCAUCUUCACCCAGAAGCCUGAAGCGCUGGCAGUAAAGGAGGAGACAUCAGAUGUUGAUGUUUCCCCAGCUGGAGGAAAAGGCAGUAACAACAAUGGGUCAAUAAAGGACAUGAGAUCGCCAUCUGCAGGCAGGGAGGACAUGACACAGGCAUCAGCAGUAAAGGUUAAGACAGAGGGUAACCAUGGGGAUGGUGGAUUCAGCCACGCUCAAGAACUCCCAGAUAUUAUUCCCAAACAGGAGGGUUCUACACCACGAGAUGACCCUAGCCUGAAAGAUCAGGCCAACAUAGUUCAGAGGGCAAAAGUUAAGGAGCGAGAUUCCUCCAGGUCCAGGUCUCGUUCCACUUCAAGAGGCCCAGACAUCAAGAGGUCUGAGUCUAGACAAAGUCGGUCACCAACACCCAGUCCUGAUAGGCGACAGUCUGGUCAGACAGCAGCAGUCAAAGAACGAUCAAGAACCCAUUCCAGAUCUCCCUCAAAGGGGACGCGAUCUACAUUUCCCUUGAAGAGCAGACGACUGUCCCGUUCCCAGUCCCGCUCUCAGUCUCCUAAGUCAGAGAGGAAGUCCGUCUCCCAAUCCCCUAAACCUCCCAAAAGACUUAGCCACCGGUCCCGGUCCACCUCGCCCUCCCCCACCCCGAGGAGGAAAAAGUCCAAGUCUCCCAGGAGAGUCAGACACCCAUCUCCAUCUCCUAAACGCCGUAGGAGCUCUGUAUCACCUUCCCCAAAGCGAUACCGCAGUUCUCCCUCUCCCAAGAGGAAACUGUCCAGAUCCCCUAAACGUAGUGGGCGCAGGUCCCCCUCCAUCUCUCGCUCUCCAAGGAGAAAUCGAAGGUCAAAGUCCCGAUCUCGUGGUGGUACCAGGCGCUCCAGGUCCCGCUCACCUAGACGCAGUGGUGCUCUUAGCAGGCGUUCGCGUUCACGUUCCCCCACAAGAGCGCGCCGCUCACGCUCUAGAUCCAGACGUCCACUUCGCCGCUCUUGGUCACGCUCACCCACAAGGCGCGGAGGAGGCAGGCGUUCCAGAAGUCGCUCUGUGUCUCGCCGCAGGAGGUCCCCACCCCCCAGAGCCCGCCGCUCGCGGUCCCGGUCGAUCCGAAGGAUCAGGCGGACCCGAUCACGUUCCAUUGUAAUCCUCAGGCGCAACCGCCGCUCCAGAUCCAGGAGUCCUCGCAAAAGGACCAAAUCCAGAACACCUCCCUUGCGCCGCCGGUCCAAAUCCAGGUCUCUGGGUAGAAGGCGGUCUCGGUCACCUGCCAGGCGAAACCGUUCUCCGCCGAGGACUGGUAGACGCUCCAAGUCCCGAUCACUGUCUCGCCGUCAUCGAUCCAAGUCACACUCACCACUGCCUGGCAGGAGGAGAUCCAAAUCUCCCAGGAAAACUAGGAGGACAAAGUCGAAAUCUGCCUCCCCUGGCUUAAACAGAUCUAGGUCCCGGUCUGGGUCAAGUGACAGGGGGUCUGACAGCGCCUCCCCAGCUCGCUCCACAUCAUCCUCACCUGUUAAAGAGAGGAAGCCCCUCCCAUCUCCCAGGGCAGAGCAGACCACCAGUGGGAAGGCAGCUGGGGAUGGCCUAGCAGUUCCAGCUGCAGCAGCAGGACCCUGGAAACCCCUGCCUUUAGCCAGUGCUCCCAGCCCUCAACUUGCAGGAUCUGACCCAUCUGGGAGCUCCUCGGUGCAGUUGCAGGACCAACCUCGGCCCCCUGCUCCCAACCACCACCAGAAGCAGAUGGAGGAUGCUGGCAGCUCAGGUAGCUCAUCUGAUGAACGAGAUGCUUCCCGGUCCAGGUCUGGUUCUCCUGAGCCCGGGACCGGCCCAGAUGUGUCAGAUGGUUCUGACGGUUCAGAUGGCUCUGAUGAAGAAGAGCAUUCUUCCACUCCUGUUAAAACACCAUCUAAACGCCAGCGAAGCUCCUCUGGGUCAGCUUCCCCAGGCCAGCAGAAGAAGCAGCUCUCAAAGUCGCACUCACCUGCUGCACACAGGAAGCUGUCGCGCUCCACUUCCUCCCCUCGACGAUCCACAUCUAAGACGGUGUCCAGAAGGAAGCAGUCCAGGUCAAAAUCUCCUGGAAGGAAGAGAGACUCCGUUUCUCCAUCAGAUAGGAAGAAGCGACGGUCCAAAUCCCGAAGUCCUGGCCGCCGCCGCCGGUCCAGUCGCUCACGCUCCACAGCACGGCGACGGCGGUCUCACUCUAAGUCACGAACUAGGACCCGACGGUCUAAAUCACGCUCCCCAGCUCGCAAAAGGAGAUCCCGCUCACCUGCUACCCGGGGGAGGAAGAGAUCCAAGUCCACAGACAGGAGCAAGCGUUCCAAGAGCCGCUCAACGGGUAGGAGGAGGAGGUCCAGGUCGGGAGAGAGGAGCAAGCGGUCCAGAUCUCGUUCCACAGACCGCAGGCGCAGAUCCAGAUCAAGGGGGCGAGGGAGGCGUCCAGUGUUUCGCAGUCGUUCAUUUGACCGACGAGACAGGUGGAAGAGGGAACCAAGCCACUCUCCGGUUCUUAUCCUUCGGAAGCAGCGCCGCUCAGGGUCCCGUACACGGCGCAGCACCAGCAAGACACCUCCACGGCUCACCGAGCUGGAUAAGGACCAGUUACUGGAGAUAGCCAAGGCCAAUGCUGCAGCCAUGUGUGCAAAGGCUGGAGUGCCCAUCCCUGAGAGCCUUCGGCCAAAAGGCAUCCUCCAGCUCCCUUUACCUACUCCGCCCACUGCCCCCCUCUCCCUCCCGCUACCUUUACCUCUCCCAAUGGGCAUGGGGAUGCCCAACAUGCCUAAUAUGCCCAACAUGCCCAAUAUGCCCAACAUGGGGCCAAUGGGCAUACCCAAUAUUCCAGGAAUGCCCAACAUGUCAAAUAUCACCAUGAGUGCUGCUAUGGCAAGUAUGACAGCAGCUACCAUGACGGCUGCCCUGACCAACAUGGGUGCCCUGGCAGCUAUGCCCCCCCUCGCCCCACUCCCUACUAUCACCAACAAGCCCCCCCCUUGCCUUGCACCCCCAGCCCCAACCCUCAACUUGGACCACAUAGAGGAGGUGAAGAGGAAGGUCACCCAGCAGGCCAACAUACAUACCAUCAAGGAGCUCACGGAGAAGUGUAAGAUGAUCGCAAACAGCAAGGAGGAGAUGGCUAUUGCCAAACCCCACAUCUCGGAUGAUGAGAGCUAAAACCUCCGCACCUUCACGCAACUCCCCCUACUGGACUGGAUAAACAAUAAAAAUACAAAACACGCUUUACUGGAGGACUUACCCUUCCCACAGUUCCCGGCAGCCAGGUCACCUGACUGAGCCUCCUAAGCCACCAAGAAGAAGAGCGCCCUAGUUGUCAUGGUUACAAUACAGGAGCACCGGCACCAGCCACUGCCCCACUUAGCUCUCCCUUUUUGUGUGUGUGUGCGUGUGUGUGUGUGUGUGUGUGUGUGUGUGUGUGUGUGUGUGUGUGUGUGUGUGUGUGCGUGUGUGUGCGUGUGCGUGUGUGUGUGUGUGAGUGAGUGUGUGAGAGAAAGACACUGCGAGUUUGUGACCUGUGAUACCACUGAGGAAACUGGACACACUGACUUGUGUGCACAGUAGCUUGACUGUAUAACGAGUGUGAGUCUGUGAGCGGAUGUGUGUACAUAGUGACUUUAAACACCAACCCCUCAGUAUUGCUGCUCACACAAGCAGUCGCUGUGGGUGAACAACUGAAGAGGAAACAAACCAAACAGACUAGUGGCGCAGUUGCUUUUGUAAAAGAUUAGUUUCUCUAAAUAUGUUGUACUUUUAUGCUUUCUUAAGGAUUGUGUUGAAUGGCGACCACUUCCACACUGUCCCCUCCCCCACCCCUCCCAAUAUUGUCAUGGCGGUUACAAGCCCCUGGUUUUUCAAGCAAAUAAAUUCACAGGCGAACUUUUUGUGGAUUCUUGCAUGACAAACAAAUCUGUUUUCACAAGCCCGGGUCUCCACGACACACGAGUGAUUGUAUGGUUUGGAGCAGCGUUAGAGUCCUUGAUCUGACCAUUUUGAAGGAAGGGAAUAACUGAGUUUUCUGGUCGCAGAGAGAGGAAAGGUUAGGUUCAAUUUGAGUUAGGGCAGAAAUUUACAAAACAUAGCUAUAACUCAGUCAGUACUGCCCUGGGUAUGGCUUUCCAUAUGUGGUACCAAGUUAAUCUGUAAUUCUGUCCUGGUCUUUCAAUUCAGUUUUGUUAGAUUUUUUUUUUUUCUUUUUUUCCAAAUUUUGCUCUUUAGAUCUCUACCCAAGUGAUUUUUUAUGUAAUUUGUCCUUCACCAAAAUGGUUAUCAUCAUAUAUGUUUGCCUUAUUGAAAGAAACAUGCCUGCAUGUACCUCUAAAAGGAAUUCAUCAGCCCAGUUUGACAGCUAAAAUCUAGACAUGCAGAAUUUUCCUACUUUCCAGCAAGCUAAAAUUAAAUUUUCAGAUGGUGCACAACGAGCAUUUCAUAGCUUAUUGUUGAAUUUGUUCUUGUUCUUGAAUGGCAACAGCCUCUGUAAAUGUACGUAUUGUUUUCCUUCCGGGUUUGGUUGUCCAAGAAUUUGACAUGUGAAUCCGGUUCUGUUUAGCAGUCUUGUUUAAAUUCCUGUAUAUCUGAACUUGAAUACAGAAUAAUUGUGAGUAAAAAACAAUUGUCAAAUGAUCAUAUCACCUCCAGAAUCUGAUCAGCUGAUUCUUGGGCCACCAAAUUGCAGCCAAAACAAUUUGUAAGUUUGAGCUGUGCUGCUAACAGACAAAACAAACAGGGGUGAAAACAUUAGCUUUUUCCCAACUUUGUUUUUGGGGAUAAUUCUUGUUUUUGACUGAGUUCAAACAUGGGUGAAUGCACAAAAAUCAGCCUGCAUGUUUUCAAAUAUUUUUGCCAUUCUGUUAUUGUAACUUUAAAUUAUUAAAAUUUAAUUUCCCAUGUUAACUUGUUUUUGCGAGGCGAACAUAACAGCAUCAGUCCUGUUGUGAUUGCCUCAGAGCGUAAAGUAGCAAGAUCGCUUAUGGCAUUUCAGUCUAGUCGAGUAUAUCUCAAGCUAUGAUGAGCCUCUAACGUUUUUGUUCACAAUAUGCAGUUUUUGCGUGUAUUGUGCAUUGGACAAUCAGGAUCUUGGCUGUCAAGAUGCUUUGUGGGAAACCACCCCUUGUCUGUUCAUAAGAUUAAUGUUCAUGUCAGAUGGCGGCCCAGGAACCCAACAAGAUAACUAGUCUCAGGUUUGCAUUUGUGUUCCAAGGCCCUUAAACGACACCACGCAGCUGUGUCCUGUUUGCUUUUGGGGUGUUAAAGAACCAUAACUACAUGGUGAAACUUACACAACUUGCUGUAUUUGACUCUAGUUGCGGUUGGCUGAAGCAUUGUAGUUAUUCAUUUUUAAUUUUUUUUUAGUCCCAUUAAACACAGAGAUUAACUUGGCAAAAAAAGGUGGUAUAUGGACAACUUUUUAAGACAGUGGAGAUGGGUAAUAUUGCCACAACCUAAAGUGGUAAAAUGAAUUGCUCUGGAUAACAGGAUAUACAAUAAGGAACAAAAGUACAAUGGGUUAUAAUCACCAAAAAAAUUCCAGUUUUCCUGGCCCAGUUUUUUCCAUUUUUUUAUGUGAACUGUGUCUGGGCAAUCAGAAUUGUACUUCAACUAUUUUUCACAUUUGGAUUAAUGUAGAACAAAGAUGACCUUUGUGCAUUUGGGAACCCUGGCAGGGAUUUUUUUUUUUUUUUUUUUUUAAACACUUUUGGAUAGAAUUCCCAUUCAGUUCCAGUGGAUAUUCUGAUUUUCCUCAUUCCCAUUUCCUGGUUCACAAUGUUCCCAGCUUCUCUGUGUUGUCCUCCCAUCUCCGCCUGGCCCAGGGCUGUAUAACUGUGGAAGAAAAUCUGUGAAGGUUUUGUCAAACUGUACCUAUAGUGAUUCUGUACCUAUAGUGUUUAAUUGUUGAAUUGAAUCCCUGAGGUAAUCUUUAGCUAUUUUAAUGACAGGAAAAAAAAGAUGCAUUUUAGGAUUUUUUUUUCUUUUUUUUGGGUCAGUUGGAUAUGACAUGGCUUGCUUUGUACAUAAAUGUGUUGAUGAUUAUUAAAAACCUCAAAAAUGGUCUCAUUUAA
Messenger RNA from Myripristis murdjan (pinecone soldierfish), 7071 nucleotides. RefSeq names its product SON DNA and RNA binding protein a (gene sona). Lineage: Eukaryota; Metazoa; Chordata; Actinopteri; Holocentriformes; Holocentridae. The coding region runs from base 419 to 4171 and encodes 1250 amino acids. Gene Ontology annotation, molecular function: RNA binding. The transcript is spliced from 10 exons. The record is from RefSeq and is a predicted model, not a curated record. Gene Ontology annotation, biological process: regulation of cell cycle; regulation of mRNA splicing, via spliceosome.